Lachancea nothofagi CBS 11611 is the source of this 1524-nucleotide messenger RNA. Lineage: Eukaryota; Fungi; Ascomycota; Saccharomycetes; Saccharomycetales; Saccharomycetaceae. The record is from the annotation of a GenBank genome assembly.
AUGGUAGAAGCUCUGGAAAGACACACGUUUAAAGUUUUUAACCAGGACUUUACUGUCGAUAAGAGAUUCCAACUGAUCAAAGAGAUAGGGCAUGGCGCGUACGGAAUAGUAUGCUCCGCAAAGUUUACAGAGGCUAGUGAAGAGACCAAUGUAGCGAUCAAAAAGGUAACGAAUAUCUUUGCCAAGACGUUACUAUGCAAAAGAUCACUGCGAGAAUUGAAACUUCUUCGGCACUUCAGAGGUCACAAAAACAUAACAUGUUUGUACGACAUGGACAUUGUGUUUUCUCCAGACACGUCUUUCAAUGGACUGUAUUUAUAUGAGGAGCUGAUGGAGUGUGACAUACAUCAAAUUAUAAAGUCCGGUCAGCCCUUGACGGAUGCGCACUAUCAAAGCUUUAUCUACCAAAUCCUUUGCGCCUUAAAGUACAUACAUUCAGCGGAUGUUCUACAUCGAGAUCUAAAACCUGGAAAUCUGUUGGUAAAUGCGGAUUGUCAAUUAAAGGUAUGCGAUUUUGGGCUAGCGAGAGGGUAUUCCGAAAAUCCUGUUGAAAAUAACCAGUUUUUGACUGAGUAUGUGGCUACCAGGUGGUAUAGAGCACCGGAGAUCAUGUUAAGCUACCAAGGAUAUACAAAAGCAAUAGAUAUGUGGUCGUGUGGGUGUAUCUUGGCUGAGCUUCUGGGUGGGAAGCCCAUUUUCAAGGGUAAGGACUAUGUGGAUCAAUUAAACCGGAUUCUACAGGUGUUGGGGACUCCACCUGAGGAGACUCUUGAACGUAUAGGAUCCAAAAAUGUGCAGGAGUACAUUCAUCAACUAGGCUACAUUCCCAAAGUUCCGUUUGUGACGUUGUAUCCUCACGCCAAUGCUCAAGCGCUUGACCUCUUGGAAAAAAUGUUGGCUUUUGAUCCUAAAAAGCGAAUCACAGUUGAAGAAGCGCUUGAACAUCCUUACUUGAGCAUUUGGCAUGAUCCUGCUGACGAGCCAGUUUGCAGCGAGAAAUUCAAUUUCAAUUUCGAAGCUGUCAACGAGAUGGAUCAGUUAAAACAAAUGAUACUCGAUGAAGUUCGGGACUUCAGACAAUUUGUGAGACAACCUUUGAUAGAAGAGCAAGCGCAGCAGCAGCAGCAACAACAGCAACAACAGCAACAACAACAGGAAGAGGAACAGAAUUUGCUACAGUUUCAACGAGCAAAACAAAAAGAGGAGCAACAGCUACAGCGGGGAGAGCGAUUCAUGCAGGAUGACCGCAUCAUGUCAGAGAACUACGAAGAUGCAGAAUUCAAGCCGCACGUAAUGUUUUCCCAACCAUCAGCCACUGUAGGCGACAUGCAUGACCAAUUUAUUGGCAUACACUCUGGAAACCUGCCUGGACAUGACACAGAUUUCCCACCACGUCCACAGGAGAAUCUACUCGUUUCACCGAUGGUUGACGAGACGAAUGGAUUGGAGCCAGCGGGCUCUUUGGAUGAUUUUCUCGAUCUCGAAAAAGAGUUAGAGUUUGGGCUCGAUCGAAAAUAUGCAUAA